GGGGAGCAGCUGCGGCGCGGCGGCGGCCGGCGGGGAGGAGGCCACUUGGUCCGGGCGCCGAGCCCCGGAGCCCGCGCGCAGGCGGCGCUGACCACUGAAGCUCCUGGCCCGGCCCCCCUCCCUCCCCGAGCCCGGUGGGGGCCUGAUCGGGAAACCGGCCCCCGCCGCCCCGCGAUUGAUGACUUUGCUUGGGGGCCGCUGGCAAGGGGAGAGCGCCGGCAAGCAUGGGUCAGAAGGUCACCGGGGGCAUCAAGACCGUGGACAUGAGGGACCCCGCGUACCAGCCCUUGAAGCAGGAGCUGCAGGGCCUGGACUACUGCAAGCCCAGCCGCCUGGACCUGCUGCUGGACAUGCCCCCCGUGCCCUACGACGUGCAGCUGCGCCACUCCUGGAACAACGACGACCGCUCGCUCAACGUCUUCGUGAAGGAGGACGACAAGCUCCUCUUCCACCGGCACCCCGUGGCCCAGAGCACCGACGCCAUCCGCGGCAAGGUGGGCUACACGCGCGGCCUGCACGUGUGGCAGAUCACGUGGGCCAUGAGGCAGCGGGGCACGCACGCCGUGGUGGGGGUGGCCACGGCCGACGCCCCCCUGCACUCCGUCGGGUACACGACCCUCGUGGGGAAUAACCACGAGUCCUGGGGCUGGGACUUGGGGCGCAACCGGCUUUACCACGACGGCAAGAACCAGCCAAGCAAAACGUACCCCGCCUUCCUGGAGCCGGAGGAGACGUUCAUCGUGCCCGACUCCUUCCUGGUGGCCCUGGACAUGGACGACGGCACCCUGAGCUUCAUCGUGGACGGACAGUACAUGGGAGUGGCCUUCCGGGGACUCAAGGGCAAAAAACUGUACCCCGUCGUGAGUGCCGUGUGGGGUCACUGCGAAAUCCGGAUGCGCUACUUGAACGGGCUUGACCCCGAGCCGCUGCCACUCAUGGACCUGUGUCGCCGCGCCGUGCGCCUGGCCCUGGGGAAGGAGCGGGUGGCCGAGAUCCACGCGCUGCCCCUGCCCGCCCCGCUCAAGGCCUACCUCCUGUACCAGUGACACGCGGCCACACGCGCGCCCCGGGCUCCAGCCGACCGCCCGCCGCCUCCUGUGCUCCCUCGACUCCGCGGCCAGCCUGCCGGACACUGACACGGGCAGGUGACCCUGCACGUCCCCGAGCCCCGGGGCAGCCCGACCCGGCCCCCACACCGGCUGUGUCCCAGGGAGCGGACCCCCAGGGACCCCGAGGUGCUAAGAUGAGGGGUGACGCCCAGCAGGACCGCAGUGACGGAGCUCAGGGCGCC
Sorex fumeus (smoky shrew) is the source of this 1291-nucleotide messenger RNA. It is a transcript of the gene SPSB1, whose product is annotated as splA/ryanodine receptor domain and SOCS box containing 1. Gene Ontology annotation, biological process: proteasome-mediated ubiquitin-dependent protein catabolic process. Bases 225 to 1046 code for a protein of 273 amino acids. Gene Ontology annotation, cellular component: SCF ubiquitin ligase complex. The transcript is spliced from 3 exons. Gene Ontology annotation, molecular function: protein binding. NCBI's taxonomy places the organism in Eukaryota, Metazoa, Chordata, Mammalia, Eulipotyphla, Soricidae. The record is from RefSeq and is a predicted model, not a curated record.